This is a messenger RNA of Solea senegalensis (Senegalese sole), 3472 nucleotides long. It is a transcript of the gene cdip1, whose product is annotated as cell death-inducing p53 target 1. The coding region runs from base 146 to 751 and encodes 201 amino acids. Gene Ontology annotation, biological process: tumor necrosis factor-mediated signaling pathway; intrinsic apoptotic signaling pathway in response to DNA damage by p53 class mediator. The record is from RefSeq and is a predicted model, not a curated record. Gene Ontology annotation, molecular function: zinc ion binding. The transcript has 5 exons. Lineage: Eukaryota; Metazoa; Chordata; Actinopteri; Pleuronectiformes; Soleidae.
AAACCCAACGUCAAACAAACUUCAGCUGCCCCACCGCUGAGGCAUCGCUACGUGUCUCUCCCAUCAACCAGAGUGAAAGAUUACAGGAGAGUUUUGAGCGGAGCUCCGUGUUCGUCCCCUCUCCCUGUUCAGAAAUCCGGCCAGUAUGUCCAAUGACCCUCCUCCUCCGUAUCCUGGAGGUCCCAGUGCCCCACCCAUUCAGGAGAAGAAUGGGCAGCCUGUGUACAGGACUGGUCCUCAGCAGGGACAGUCCCAGCCUCCAGACUACGGUCCUCCGCCCUACGAGGCUCCGCAACUAGGCUUCCUCCCCCCACACGUCCCUGGAGAUGGUCCCAUGCCAAUGCCGAUGCCACCACCACAAGGUGGCCACUACCCACCGCCUCCAGGUCACUUUCCUCACCAGAUGCCAGGACACAUGGGCCCCGGUCCUGGUCACUUUGUCCAGAUGGGGGGACACACAGCGACUGUCCUGGCUCCUCCAGGCGCAGCCACUACUGUGACUGUCCUGCAGGGGGAAAUGUUCCAGACCUCGCCAGUGCAGACCGUGUGUCCGCACUGUCAGCAGGCGAUCGUCACGCGCAUCUCCCACGACGUUGGCCUCAUGAACACGCUCUUCUGCCUCUUCUGCUUCUUCGUAGGGUGUGACCUCGGCUGCUGCCUGAUUCCCUGUCUGAUCGACGACCUCAAGGAUGUGACUCACACCUGCCCUAACUGUAAGGGCUACAUUUACACAUACAAGCGUAUAUGCUAACCACCGACGGCUGCAGGAAACACGAGAGACACAUACAUGCACAUACACACAUGCAAACUCACAGCGCCUCCUGCUGGUAGUGACGACCCUCCCCCCUUCCCCCUCCUCUUCCAUUUUUGCAGUGUUGCGUAAAGCCCUCAAAAAAUUGAGAGCAUAGUUUUCUCACUACAUCACAGAAUAUUUACUGUACAUAAUCAUCUCUCAGCGUUUUCUAAGUUUAAAGAUGCAUUUGAAAAUAUACAAAUGUACACGAGGAACACAGAGGCCGUGUGAUCCUGUGUGGAAAGUAAACGGGGGAGAAUGUUGUGAUGCUUACAUUUGUAAAUUAAAAAAAACAAUCAUUGAUUUGAUAGCCUUAGGUAGAGAAACUGAAAAAACAGUCACUUUAAUUUGUUACGUGAAGUCAUCUGUGAAUCUUACUCAGAAGCAAGUUGAAGUUGGAUAAACAUUUUCUUCUUAUUUAUUUAAAAACAGUGUUUUUGUUUCUGUUGAGAACUGUGAACAUUUUCCUCAUUACUACAACAGACAUGUUUUUUUUGUUUUCCUUUUACUGUCGCGGUCCCUCUUUGAAUGUGAGCAAUUUUCAUCCUGAUUAGUAUAUUUUACAGAUCACAAAAAAACAAGUAUUAAACGUUAAAAAACAAAAAAAGAAAAGACACUGGGAUUCAUCCAUUCAUACCAGCAGCUUCACUGUAUCUUGGCAUUGAUUGUACAAGUUUGUGAACUCUUUUAAUGCAGCGUUUCCUCUUAAUCUGUUGACGACGGCAGUGGAGGAUUGAGUCUGACACAUCAGCAUGUGACUCUCACACUUUCAUACAUAACAGUUCACUGACUCGUCCUGUUACCUGUUCAUUUUUCAGUUGUUUUUUUUAUCUCCAUCUAUGCUCUACUUUUGUUUUUGAGACUCAAGCUAACAUUUGCACUUUAAGUUGAAAUUCACCUUUUUCCGAUGUUAAAACCUCUCAACCUCGGCCAAUUGUUCGUCUGAGGUAAAAAUAUACAAUUUAUAAAGUUUAACCAAGUAAAAGCAGCGUGGGAUUUUUUGACUCACUUGGUUUGUUGCUUGCUCAGUGAAUUUUUUCUAUACAUGCACUUAUUUUGACUAUCGCGGUGUUGAAGUGGACACGACAGACGGUGCGUCUCGUCAGUAAUCUUGCGUCCUUUAGCUACACGUUUCUACGAGGGCUCAGUUUCGCUCGUGAUUUCUAGAAUCGACUAAGAUUCGCAAAGGUCUUGAUUUAGUUUGGUUUCAAUACACAUUUUACUUUGGAUAUGAGGGUUUUUGUCCAAUUUUUAAACCUGCCUUUAUGCCUGGUAUAUUGUCCAAUUUUGUGUCGUCCCUGACGUAAGAUGGCUAUACGUGAAACUGGUGGCGAUUUCUUUGUUUGAGGCUCAAGGGUGGUCGUACUCUGAGUGUUUCAAAGAUGGCCAUUGUUAAAGUCUUGUGUGUAAAGAAAGUUUGAGAAAAAUGCUGCAUGUUACUGCGUUCCAUCUUCUGUACCAGGGAUUCCCAAAUGUUAGAAUCUUCCCCAGCCCAUUUUAAACUUCCAACCAAAACGUUAAAUCACAACACGACAACACUUAGACGAUUAUGUAUUCAAACAUCAAUUAUUCAUUUCAAAAAUGGGCAAAAACUCUAUAUCAUUAUUUCACAAAUAAAAGAUUGCACAUCGUCUGUUGUAAAAUCUCGUUUUCACGAUUACUCCCUCAUGUGGCCAGAUGUUGUUAAGGCUAAGAUAGAAAGAAAGGCACGUAAGCGAUAUUUUUGACUCGAUACCUGAUCCUUAAAUGAUUGAAACAACGCUUCUUUCCAUGUUUUUGCUGCCGCUGUAUGACGAACUGGUACCUCAUGCCAAUGGGCAUGAUUGAUUAUAAAAAAGUCGAUCAGUUACUGUGACUACUCUAAAAAUAUUGAAAAGACUUAAAAUAAAUGUCAGCCUAGUUAGUGGACAUCACGUGCGUUUGCAGAAGUGAUGAAAUGUACAAAGGUUUGGAAGUGGUGGAAUUUACCAGGGUCUUUGAAUGCAUCUUGUUAGCUCAAUACACUGUGAAGCCUGCAUCACUUUCACUAACUCACACACUACAGUUAAGAGUACUCGAACUUUUUUUUGCGAGAAAUGCCCAUCCCAAAGUACCUAGUUUUAAAAUAGAAAAAAAAAACACUAGUAGACAAAACCAUCAUCACCUAUUUAAUUCGACAUCAGCCCUUUAAGAAUCGCUGCAUUGCGUAGAUGCAUGUUACAUAGCAAAGUAAGACAUCUGUUGACUAAUCUAAAUAUGAAAUAGGGUAAAACUUUUCUGCCGAGAAUAAGCUUCAAAUAAACGACUGUUACCCGAUAUCUUGCAAAAAAAUAAAUAAAAAAUAAUAAAUAGACAUUGUUCCACCACAGCAUGUCUAACCUGCCAGUCACCUUCAGUCAUUCAUGUGCAGUUUGUCUGCAUGAGCCACUCAUUGAAAUGACUAAUUAACACUAACUAGAUCCUUAACUCUAUGUGUGUUUUCUUCUUCUCUGGAAGUGAGAUAAACUCUGUAAGAAAGUCCACUCUGCAAUGAAGUUUUAAUACCAAGUACUGUAUAUUAUGCCAUUGUUGUGGAUAAUGCUGGUCUGCAUUGCUCUCUAAAUGUCUGUGAUAUGUAUUAAACUAUGUAAGUCAAAAUUUGUUUGACGGUUGUAUACAGGUAAACAGGUAAUAUUUUAUCAAUAAAAGUCUGAAGGAUUG